UUUUUUUUCCCCCUCUCUCUUUAACCCCAACAACUAUCCUCGAAGAUUCGCCUGCUGCUGCGGCUCAGUCGCUUGCUCGGGACUGUUCGGGAUGUGGGGAAGCGCCGACGGAGGCCCGCCGGAGGUGACUUUGGAUACCUCCAUGGGUCCCUUCACCGUCGAGAUGUACUACAAGCACGCCCCCAAGACCUGCCGGAACUUCGUCGAGCUCUCCCGCAGGGGCUACUACGACAACGUCAAGUUCCACCGGAUUAUCAAAGAUUUUAUGGUUCAGGGUGGGGAUCCGACGGGCACCGGGAGGGGUGGUGAAUCCAUCUAUGGCCCAAAGUUUGAGGAUGAGAUAAAGCCCGAGUUGAAGCAUACAGGGGCAGGCGUUAUAUCAAUGGCAAAUGCUGGUCCUAACACGAAUGGAAGCCAGUUCUUUAUCACUCUAGCACCAUGUCAGUCAUUGGAUGGAAAACAUACAAUUUUUGGGAGAGUUUGCAGAGGGAUGGAAAUCAUCAAACGACUUGGAAGUGUGCAAACCGAUAAGAAUGAUAGGCCUAUCCAUGAUGUGAAGAUAUUGCGAACUAUAGUCAAAGAUUGAGUUGAUCUUUUUGCAUUUAUGAAGGGCAAAUGAAAAAGCUAGUGCUGGCUAGAUGGUGCUUCUGCUGAUUGUGAACAUGUACUACUCAACUGACGACAAACUAUCAGAUCUUGAAAGUUUAGCAUACAGUAUCUUUUGGAGGAAGAUUUUACUAUACAAUAUAAUUUUGAUAUUCUUGGACCGACAUUUAUGAUGGAUCAUAGUUUUGGUUCUGUUGAUUUCUAGUUCAGGAUAACAAAGUGCAAUAAUUUAAAAAUCAGUGCUAGCAUGAUACUUCUGUUCGGGUAUAAAGAAACUUCAGAAUGUGAUGACCCUGAACUGCAUGAUGAUGCUUUCUUUUCAAGCACAGAUGAUGUGCUGUAUAUAUUUAUCCUACUGUUUCAAGAAAAA
Phoenix dactylifera (date palm) is the source of this 976-nucleotide messenger RNA. RefSeq names its product Cyclophilin-like peptidyl-prolyl cis-trans isomerase family protein. Gene Ontology annotation, molecular function: peptidyl-prolyl cis-trans isomerase activity. The record is from RefSeq and is a predicted model, not a curated record. NCBI's taxonomy places the organism in Eukaryota, Viridiplantae, Streptophyta, Magnoliopsida, Arecales, Arecaceae. Gene Ontology annotation, cellular component: catalytic step 2 spliceosome. Gene Ontology annotation, biological process: protein peptidyl-prolyl isomerization; protein folding.